AUGUUAUAUGAAGACAAGCCAUUUGGAGAGUUAACUGUGAAUCCAAAUAACAAGAAGAGGAUUGCGUAUUUCUACGACAGCGACGUUGGUAACUAUUCCUAUGGGUCAGCGCACCCAAUGAAACCACAUCGUAUUAGAAUGGCACAUUCGUUGAUUAUGAAUUAUGGAUUGUACAAGUCGAUGGAGAUAUACAGGGCAAAGCCAGCAACGAGGCAAGAAAUGACACAAUUCCAUACUGACGAAUAUGUUGAUUUCCUUGCUCGGGUCACGCCCGACAAUUUGGAUAUGUUCAACAAGGAGCAACUUAAGUUCAAUGUUGGGGAUGAUUGUCCAGUUUUCGAUGGACUAUUUGAAUACUGUUCUAUAUCUGGAGGUGGCUCGAUGGAGGGGGCAGCCAGAUUGAAUAGGGGGAAAUGUGAUGUUGCAAUCAACUAUGCCGGUGGGUUACAUCAUGCGAAGAAGAGUGAAGCCAGUGGAUUUUGCUAUGUGAAUGAUAUCGUAUUGGGUAUAUUAGAGUUGCUAAGGUAUCAUCCAAGAGUUCUCUACAUUGAUAUUGAUGUUCACCAUGGUGAUGGUGUUGAGGAAGCGUUUUAUACAACCGACAGGGUGAUGACAGUAUCGUUCCAUAAAUAUGGAGAGUUUUUCCCAGGUACCGGGGAGUUGAGGGAUAUUGGUGUUGGUAAAGGUAAAUACCAUGCUGUCAAUGUUCCACUAAGGGACGGAAUUGAUGACCAAACUUACAAGAAUUUGUUUGAGCCUAUAAUCAAGAGAGUCAUUGAUUGGUAUCAACCAAGUGCAGUUGUGUUGCAAUGUGGAGGAGACUCAUUAUCAGGAGAUCGAUUGGGGUGUUUCAAUCUAUCGAUGAAGGGGCAUGCCAAUUGUGUAAACUAUCUCAAGUCCUUUGGCUUGCCCUUGAUGAUUGUUGGUGGGGGAGGAUACACCAUGAGAAACGUAGCACGUACCUGGUCCUUUGAGACCGGGUUGUUGAAUGAGAAGAUUUUGGGACCUGAGAUACCAUUCAAUGAUUACUUUGAAUAUUAUGGUCCGGACUACAAGAUGGAAGUCCGCCCAAGUAACAUGCACAAUGCUAACACUCCCGAAUACUUGAAUAGGAUAAUGACUGAGAUUUUCACCAACUUGGACAAUGCAAAACAUACGCCCUCAGUGCAGAUGCACGAUGUACCAAGAGACAUGGCUGAUUUUGAGGAUGAUGUUGACCAAGACACAAAAGAAGCCAUUGAUACACGUGGUGGCAGUCUGAAGGAGCGUGACGAGAGAAUCAUUCCUGACAAUGAGUUUUACGAUGACGAUGAAGACGCCCGGAAGGUGAAGAAUACGAUCUUGAGAGAAGAUUUUAAGUAG
Messenger RNA from Pichia kudriavzevii, 1362 nucleotides. RefSeq lists its product as uncharacterized. Bases 1 to 1362 code for a protein of 453 amino acids. The transcript has a single exon. Lineage: Eukaryota; Fungi; Ascomycota; Pichiomycetes; Pichiales; Pichiaceae. Gene Ontology annotation, molecular function: histone deacetylase activity. The record is from RefSeq and is a predicted model, not a curated record.